Messenger RNA from Acanthaster planci (crown-of-thorns starfish), 2905 nucleotides. RefSeq names its product rho-related protein racA-like. Lineage: Eukaryota; Metazoa; Echinodermata; Asteroidea; Valvatida; Acanthasteridae. Gene Ontology annotation, biological process: small GTPase-mediated signal transduction. Gene Ontology annotation, molecular function: GTP binding; protein binding; GTPase activity. The record is from RefSeq and is a predicted model, not a curated record.
AGAUUACUAUCGUCUUCGACCUUUACUUGAGUAUCCGGGAACUGACGUCUUUCUGAUAUGUUUUUCGGUGGAGCGCCAGUCUUCCUUUGAAAGCAUUGAGUCAAGUUGGCUGCCAGAGAUCCGUCACCACAUGCCCACAACUCCCAUCAUUCUUGUGGCCACAAAGAUAGAUCUUCGCGGGAGUCCUCUGCACAGGUGUGUCACUUUUGACGAAGGCUUGAAAAUGGCUCAGAAACAUAACUUGCCAUACAUUGAGACAAGUGCACUCCUUCAUGCCAGCAGGGUAAAGUGCCAAGGACAAGCUCCAGCUGCUUGCAGUGGAUUGCCUACUCUGGAAGUAGAUGUUUUCCACCUUUAUUUCUCCGUUCAGAGCAGGACUUCCCUGGCGAAUGUUGAAACGAGAUGGGUUCCAGAGAUCCGCCAUGCCAUGCCUGACAUUCCAAUCCUCCUGGUUGCAACAAACAUAGAUCCUCCUUGGAGUCCCGAUUGCACCCGUGUGGUUACAUAUGAGGAGGGCUUGAAGAUGGCUCAGAAACUCAACUUGGAAUACACUGAGAUGACUGGACAGCUGAACUCAAACCUGAAAGAAUGUUUCCAGAAAGCAGUUUACAUUGCUGAUAAAGGAAGGACACCGAAUAUGCCAAAGAAGAAGAAAGGUUUCUUUGGUUUCAGGGGGAGAAAGCCCAAGCCCCGCCCACCUGAACCUGAAGUACCCCCAGUAGAUGAAGCCCCUCGGAUUGAAAUCCAAACCUCAACCAUCGCAGACAACUUUGGCAAGGCGUUGGAGCAGUCAUCAGCUUUCUCUGACGUCGUCUUCAUCGUUGAAGGGAAGAGCAUCUUGGCCCACAAAGUGGUGCUGUGUAGUGCCUCCAACUUCUUCUGUCAUGUGUUUGGCCUGGAUCUACCUCAGGAUACAGCCAGCCAUCCCUCAGUCAUGAACUUUACCUGGGAGGAUAUCAACCAGGGCAAGAUCACUGGUUUAGCUGGUAUCCGUGAUGAAGUGACCCCAGACAGCAGCCUGCUUGAGACAGCAAAAACCAAGGUGACGAUCAGUGCAGACAUCACUUACAAGACCUUUCGUCAAGUUUUGGAGUUUCUGUACUCAGGCCUUCCUAGCCUCACAGACGAGACCACCACAGAGGACCUUGUGGCUUUACAGAAAGCAUCCAAUACAUUCUCCUUACCUAUGCUGGACAGCAUCGUCAAGAACCUACAGAAUGAUGGAAAGUUCCUGAAUCCUAGCAUUGGAACCUACCUGAAUGACCAGACAGGACAGAGGACCAAGUGGUUGUUCCUGAACAAACAGACACUGUCUGAUAUCCGAUUCAAAGUUGAAGACACAACAGUCUAUGCUCACAAGGUGAUGCUGACAUCUCGCUGUGAGGUCAUGAAUGGAAUGUUCACUGGAGACUUCACUGAAAGCAGCCAAGAUGAGAUAAGAAUUGAAGACGUGAGUCUGGAGUGUUUCUUGGCCCUCCUGGAGUACCUGUACACUGACCACGCCCCUAUAGAGGAGGGUGAUGCCGUGGGGAUCCUUGUAGCAGCUGAUCGGUAUGGCCAAGAUCGACUGAGAAAUCUCUGUGAGCUGUACAUCACCAAGGGGGUAGAUGUGACAGAGGAACAUGUGGAUGUCAUUGGACUGUUGCAUACAGCCCAGAUGUGCAAUGCCAGCCAGCUUGCCCAGUGGUGCCUUGAUCUCAUUUCCCGUAACUUUGUGGCCUUCCAGCAGCGGGCGGAGUUUAAGAAGCUGGAGGGGGAGAACCUGAAAUAUGUCACUGAGAACCGCUGGCCUCCUGCGAGCUACCUGAAAAAGGUGGAAAAAUACAAGGCUCAGUGGGGGAAGAAAGGGGACAAAGUAUAGCAAGGGGGAAAAAUGCUUAAUUUGUUUGAAGCACAGUCGAGAGAAGGGUGCGAAAAAAUCUUCAUACAUGAUAAAUUUAGCCUAAAUUGCAUUAAAGCCACUUUUAUGGUUUAAAAUCCCUGAAUAUUUAAGAGUUAUAUAUACAUAUACUUUUUACACCUUUUAUGCAUGUGUAAUUCUUUAAUUAAACAAAAACUUUGCGUUUUUUUAUCAGUUAAAUCUAGAAAACUGAAGUUUUUAAAUGAUCAGCUUCUUUUGCUAUAAGUUGUUUUUUAAAAAUUCAUGACAAUGUGGAAAGCAAAAUAUGAAUACAGUAAGUGUCAAUGUACAACACUACUCAAAAAAACUUAUGGACCACUUUUUAUUUUGUGUAUAGUUUUACUGCCGAAAAUACCCCAAUACAACUGUCCUGAAUGACCUCAAACACACCGCAGCCAAUUUCACAUGUGGUGGGUUUCAGUUGUUGCAUAAUGUCUCUUGCAUCACUGCACAUCCUGAAAUUACAAGUGAAGAAAAACGUAGUCCAUACCUUUUUUCGUAGAAAUUAUUCAUUGCCCUAGGAAUUCUCCUGGACGUCGAAAAACAAUUAAAGUUUGCAUUUAUGUAGUUUGUGGUGACAUAUCACUGUAUUAAAUCGGGCCACCUUAUUUUGAAAGUUCUAAACAUUCAAGGACCGAGAUUCAGCGAACUGUUCCCAGCAUGGCAUGUAUACAUCGCCCUAAGUUAAAUCCCUGACUGCUAUUCAUAUAGGAAGGAGUUCCAUUUACGGAUAACACUUGAGGCCCUGUGCACAAACCUAUGAGCUCUGUCUGAAAAAAAAAACAGAUUUAAUGCUUUAAUUUACAGAAGUAAAUGCUUCGGAAUUUUCUGAGCUAAAUUUCACUUUUUAGGACGUUAUUAUUCUCUGACGGCUGUUGCUACAUUUUAAGGGGCAAUUUGUGUUGUCCGUAUAUGGAACUCUUUCUAUCAUGUAUCUCUGUAAAUUGAAUACCAAAGCGAAGGCGAGAAAACAAGCCGUAAAAUAAAUGAGACAAACUGCGCUUU